This is a messenger RNA of Python bivittatus (Burmese python), 2621 nucleotides long. It is a transcript of the gene CSK, whose product is annotated as C-terminal Src kinase. Lineage: Eukaryota; Metazoa; Chordata; Lepidosauria; Squamata; Pythonidae. The record is from RefSeq and is a predicted model, not a curated record. Gene Ontology annotation, molecular function: ATP binding; protein binding; protein tyrosine kinase activity. Gene Ontology annotation, biological process: protein phosphorylation.
CCGCGCUGCAUGGAAUAACCGCAGCAGCCCGCUCGGAUCAGGACAAUCCGGCGAACCCCCGCUCCCCCCGCCCCGGGUCGGAAAGCGGAGGCAGAGCGGUCUCAUGGUACCAAGUGAGGUGUCCUUCUUGUGAGAUCCAGUCCCCGGAACCCCCCGAGAAAAAUGUCAGGAAUGCAGGCGGUCUGGCCCUCUGGCACAGAAUGUAUUGCCAAGUACAACUUUCAUGGCACGGCUGAUCAGGAUCUCCCCUUCAGCAAAGGAGACGUUCUCACCAUCAUCUCUGUCACCAAGGACCCCAACUGGUACAAAGCAAAAAAUAAAGUGGGCCGGGAGGGUAUCAUCCCGGCCAACUAUGUUCAGAAACGAGAAGGGGUGAAAGCCGGAAUCAAACUUAGCCUCAUGCCCUGGUUUCACGGGAAGAUCACGCGUGAGCAAGCUGAGCGGCUGCUGUACCCGCCGGAGACGGGUCUCUUCCUCGUGCGCGAGAGCACCAACUACCCGGGGGAUUACACCCUCUGCGUCAGCUGUGAAGGCAAGGUGGAACAUUACCGCAUCAUCUACUCCUCCAGCAAGCUGAGCAUUGACGAAGAGGUCUACUUUGAAAACCUCAUGCAACUCGUGGAGCACUACACCUCGGACGCUGACGGGCUUUGCACUCGACUCAUGAAGCCGAAAGUCAUGGAGGGCACUGUGGCAGCGCAAGACGAAUUCUCACGGAGCGGAUGGUCCCUCAACAUGAAAGACUUGAAGCUGCUACAGAUCAUUGGGAAGGGAGAGUUUGGAGAUGUGAUGCUGGGUGAUUACCAUGGGAACAAGGUUGCUGUGAAGUGCAUCAAAAAUGACGCUACAGCGCAAGCCUUCUUGGCUGAAGCUUCGGUGAUGACACAGCUCCGGCACAGCAAUUUGGUCCAGAUGUUGGGUGUGAUCGUGGAGGAGAAAGGGGGUCUCUACAUAGUCACAGAAUAUAUGGCAAAGGGAAGCUUGGUUGAUUACCUUCGUUCCCGAGGAAGAUCUGUGCUGGGAGGUGACUGCUUGCUGAAAUUCUCCUUAGAUGUCUGCGAAGCCAUGGCGUACCUGGAAGCCAACAACUUUGUUCAUCGAGACUUGGCAGCAAGGAAUGUGUUGGUCUCGGAGGACAAUAUUGCUAAAGUCAGUGACUUUGGGCUGACAAAGGAAGCUUCUUCCACCCAGGACACAGGCAAGCUCCCGGUGAAAUGGACAGCACCAGAAGCACUUAGAGAAAAGAAAUUUUCUACCAAAUCAGACGUAUGGAGCUUCGGGAUUCUUCUCUGGGAAAUCUAUUCCUUUGGGCGAGUGCCUUAUCCAAGAAUUCCUCUGAAGGACGUGGUUCCUCGUGUGGAAAAGGGGUACAAGAUGGAUGCUCCCGACGGUUGCCCCCAGAUUGUCUACGAGGUGAUGAAAAAAUGCUGGACUUUGGAUCCCACCCACCGACCGUCCUUCCACCAACUACGGGAACAGCUAGAGCAUAUCAAAACCAGUGAGCUCUACCUGUGAAGUCGACAGGAGGGCGGGGCUUCUUCCGGACACGCCCUCGCCUCCAUCUCCCCUGUGCACAGACCUCAGGGGGUGGGGCGGGGCUGGGCUGGGCGAGGCCCGGAGCGAAGCCGAUUUUUGUUCAGGAACCCAAAUUUCUCCACUCAAGGGACUGUACUUAGAGAAACGUAUUGGACAUUGGACAUACCCACACAUGCCCAGUGGGUGGGUGGGGAAUGUAGUUUCUUUCUCCCAAGGAAGACUUGUAUCUUUCUCAGCCGAACCGCCGGAAGAUGCACAAGUGCGAACAAACCCGCCGGCGCUCAGCCUCCCUCCUUGCCCCUUAAAAAUCCGCUUCACCGGGAGGGAGAAUCGUACAAUAUUUUAGUGGCAUGUUCUCCAACGUUUUUGGCUUCCUCUUCCUUCUCAUGGGACCCCCUUCCUUUACCUCCCCCUGCCUCCUCCUUCCCACCCUUUUCAGCUUCCCUCUGGAACCCAACGUGCAUUUUCUGGCCUCGUAGGGAGAAAGAAGAAGGGCGCACCAGGCCAAAACAGUGGUAGGACAGAGAGCAAAGGCGCAAGCUUUCUUGGGGAAAGGAAGCGACUUUCUUAACUUUCUCAAAACACCCACGAGUGCUGGAAUCCACAGUCCACAGUCCAGCGUCCUCUUCCUUCUAAAUAUGCUUUUUUAAAAAAAAAAAAACAAUAAUAAUAAUAAUUGGGUUUUGUUUCCUUUUUUUUUUUAGUUUUCAGGGUUUUUUUUAACUAUUAUUAUUUCAAACUGCACCAGAAAUCAGCUGUUUGGCUGGGUUUUACUCAAGUUACAGAUCUUAUUUUUAAUGUAAUGAAUAAAAUGGGUUUUUUUAAAAAAAAAAGAAGAAAAAAUGAAACAUCUGCAUGCCCAGGGAACCGUGCCAACCUGACCCAGGUCUUGACCAACCAAGGCAGAGGUUGUCCUCAAAAAUGCAGAGCCACCCAGAAGCGUGGGUGGCUGCUUUUCUCUAGUUCUUGCUUAAAACAGUGUUUGCAUGCUGCCUCCAGAACCCCUUUCCAGUCAUGUCUCUAUGCUCAUAUUAUGCUGCCAACUGUGAGAUUAAACUGUAUUAAAGGAAAAGAAAACCAUUCCA